Poecilia latipinna (sailfin molly) is the source of this 5770-nucleotide messenger RNA. RefSeq names its product neurofascin homolog (chicken) a (gene nfasca). The coding region runs from base 635 to 4846 and encodes 1403 amino acids. Gene Ontology annotation, cellular component: axon; plasma membrane. NCBI's taxonomy places the organism in Eukaryota, Metazoa, Chordata, Actinopteri, Cyprinodontiformes, Poeciliidae. The transcript is spliced from 36 exons. Gene Ontology annotation, biological process: brain development; cell-cell adhesion; axon guidance. Gene Ontology annotation, molecular function: cell-cell adhesion mediator activity. The record is from RefSeq and is a predicted model, not a curated record.
GACAGAUGGAGAAUCAGUGUGUGAGUGUGUGUCGGAGAGAGAGUAACGUUCUGACAGACAGUGAGAGCUCAGAGAAAGGAAAAGGAAUAGAGUGAGUUGUGGGGGGCAAAGGAAAACAGAUUAAAUGCUUUAAAGAAGACUUUUUCCUUCCUUUAUUUCUGGAGCGUCUACUGCUGCUCUAUCUCCCAGCUCUGGAUUCAGCUGACAGCACCUCAAGUCUUUGUGUUUGCUCCUUUUUUUCCUGUUCUCUGUGUGCUGAAGGAUUGACACACAAGGAUCUACAAAGCGGUGACCAAGCACCUCUACGUGAAAGCUGCUCUGACAGAGGCUCUGAAACACGUGCAGACUGUGUGUGGUUCAGCGAAGCCCAUGCAAGGAUUAUAUACCACUUCACUCUGUAAGUGAGAUGCCACCAAGGUGCAAGAAGCAACAACAUAAAUAGCAGAGAGCUUCUCCAAAUGCUCAAGAUACAGUUGUGAAGAGUUUCCACCUCCGAGUCACAACAGCAGGAUUUAAAGCCCUGGGAAUGAAAAGCUAAGGUCUGUGAGGGAAGUUGCCAGAGUGGAAGGAAAUAUAACAGCAGCCAAUAGCUGUCAGAGGAACUGUCUGACCAAUCAGCAGAGGGCAGGAUUGCAUGCGACCAGUUGGAAGGAGAGAAAUGUUGGGAAAGGUUGGGCAUGCAGCCCUGACGUUGCUGUCAUUACUGCUGCUGUGGCAGGAAGCGGCAGCCAUCGAAGUUCCUCUAGAUCCAAAGAUCCAGCAAGACUUGAAGCAGCCCCCCACCAUAAUCAAACAGUCAGUGAAGGACUACAUCGUCGACCCCAGAGAUAACACCAUCAUCAUAGAGUGUGAAGCCAAGGGUAACCCAAUGCCAAUUUUCUUAUGGAGGAGGAAUGGGAGGUUGUUCAACAUUGGCAAAGACCCCAGAGUGACUAUGAGAAAACGCUCAGGAACCCUGGAGGUAGGGUUCCAUAACGGAGGACGACCAGAGGACUACGAGGGAGAGUACCAGUGUUUCGCCUCAAAUGAGCUCGGAAUGGCCCUGUCCAACAAAAUACUGCUCCGCGUCUCCAAGGCCCCGUUAUGGCCUAAGGAAGUGCUGGCCCCGGUGCAGGUGGUUGAAGGCUCCCCUCUGGUCCUAACCUGCAACCCACCGCCUGGCCUGCCUCCUCCACUCAUAUUCUGGAUGGACAGCAACAUGACCCCCAUCCAUCAGGACAGGAGGGUUUCCAUGGGUCUGAAUGGAGACCUGUAUUUCUCCAAUGUUUUGGUCCAAGAUGGUCAAAAAGACUACAGCUGCAACGCUCGCUUCAACUUCACAUAUACCAUCCAGCAGAAGAACCCCUUCAACCUCAAAGUUCAGACCACGGAGCCAUAUAAUGACACAUCUUACAAUGCCUCUGAUCCCUUCGGUGGCCGCAAAAUAGCAGAGACGUCGCCGUCUUUCCUGACUCCUGAAGGGAGUGGGAGCUUCAAAAUGGUGCUACGAGAUGAGCAAUUGCUGCUGGAGUGUAUCGCUGCUGGGCUUCCGACUCCUUCCAUCAAGUGGUUUAAGAGGGGGGGAGACCUGCCAGCACAAAAGGUGAAGUUUCAGAACUUUAAUAAGACUCUGAAAAUUCUCAGUGUGUCAGAGGAGGAUGCUGGGGAGUAUGUCUGCAUGGCAGACAACCGUCUGGGCAGUAUACGCCAUUCCAUCAAUGUCCAAGUUAAAGCUGCUCCUUACUGGUUAGACAAACCCACAAACCUGGUGCUGGCCCCAGAGGAAAAUGGCCGCUUGGUGUGUCGAGCCAAUGGCAACCCUAAGCCCAACAUCCAGUGGCUUAUGAACGGCGAGCCAAUAAACAAGAUCACAGAAACUCCAACAAGUACAAACAGAGAAGUUCUCGGUGACACCAUUCUGUUCCGCGGGGUGCAGAUCGGAAGCAGUGCGGUCUACCAGUGCAACGCCUCCAACCAGCACGGCUACCUGCUGGCCAACGCCUUCGUCAGUGUUCUCGACAUGGCUCCACGGAUGCUGGGACCCAAAAAUCAGUUAAUCAAAGUCGUCAUGAACAACCGAACCUUCCUCAACUGCCCUUUCUUUGGCUCUCCUUUACCCGAGCUGCGCUGGUUUAAGAAUGGCCAGGGCAGUGGGCUGGAUGGGGGUCAGUACCGGGCCUACAUCAACGGCACCCUGGAGAUAAAACGCGCUCGAAAGGAGGAUGAGGGCAUCUACACCUGUGUGGCUAACAACAUGUUGGGCAACGCUGAGAACCAGGUCCAGCUGGAGGUCAAAGAGCCUACUCGUAUAAUUCAAGCUCCCACGUACCAGUCAGUUUUGAGGGGCUCUAAAGCUACCUUCCACUGUAAGGUGGUGUCGGACCCCAGCCUUCCCAUCACGGUGAACUGGUCAAAGGACGGAGAGCGCCUGGAUCUGGGAUGGAGGUUGAAGAAGGAUGAAGAGUCCCUGACUAUUCCGUCUGUCAGUGAGAACGAUGAGGGAAUUUACACCUGCACUGUUAAAUCUGAGAUAGACCAGGACUCGGCCUCAGCCCGCCUCACUGUCUCAGAGGACACCUUCCACAACCCCUCAGUCUUUAGUACCUUGCCUCCAGACCGUCCAGACCCACCAAUAGAUCUGGAUCUGUCAGACCCGUUAGCCCGUAGUGUUCGCCUCACCUGGAUUCCUGGGAACGACCGCAGGAGCCCUGUCACAGAGUUCUUGGUCCAGUUUGAGGAGAACCACUGGGAGCCGGGCAGAUGGCGGAACCUGUCCUCUUACCCUGGAGACCUCAACUCUGUCAUCCUGCAGCUUGCCCCCAAUGUCAAUUAUCAGUUCAGGGUCAUUGCCAUUAACUCAGUGGGUUGGAGUCAACCUAGUCAGCCCUCACCUCGGUACAAAACCACUGCAGCACCCCCAGAUGCCAUCCCCAGAGACCUACGUGGUUGGGGAUCCAAUAAGGACAACAUGGAGCUCACCUGGGAGCCUCUGCGCGAUCUGGAGAAAAACGGCCCAAACCUGCAGUACAACGUGUGGUGGAGACGGAAAGACUCCGGGGACGACUGGACCAACGUGACCACGUCUGAGACCAAAUACGUCGUUCACCACACUGAAACAUAUGUGCCUUACGAGAUAAAAAUCCAGGCCAGGAAUGACUUGGGAUCAGGACCCGAGUCUAACAUCGUCAUUGGAUAUUCUGGAGAAGACAAGCCCACUGAUUCACCCACUGAGCUGCGGGUGUCGAAGGUUGGCAGCACCAGAGCAAAUAUCCACUGGAAGCCUGUAGAUCUGAGUUCUGUCCAGGGGGAGUUCAAGGAGUACAGAUUGUACUACUGGCGCGAGUCCAGUCUGGUUCCAGGGCUGGUGGUGAGCAAGGAGAAGAAGACCACUGGAUUCUACACGACUGUGCCAGAACCGUCCGGGAUUCUCAAAGACUUGGUGCCCUACUCUAAAUAUAAGAUGUUCAUGGUUGUGGCUAACAGUCGCUUUGAGAGUCUACCCAGCAACAACGUGGAAUUCACCACUGCGGAGGGCGUUCCCGAUGCUCCCAGGUUCUUCAGGAUUAACCGCAGAAGUCUGGACACACUCUACUUGGAAUGGGGCAAACCAUUAGAACCCAACGGCAUUCUAAUUGGAUACCAACUCGUAUACCAGAGAGUGAACGGGUCCAGACUGGGUCCCCAGCAGUUCGAGACGUUCCGUCCCAACAUGACAGACUUUAUCCUGCGCCUGCCGGACCGGUCCGCUCGCUACAAGUUCAGCCUGUCAGCGCUCACCAAGGUGGGAAUGGGAGAGGUCUAUGCCGAGGAGUCGCCGCUCUUUACCAAUGAAGCAGAAAACUUUACUGAUGCUACAGAUGUAGUUGAGCUUACGGACGCCACCCUGUCUUCUGUUUCCCCUCCUACUCCCACUCCUCUUCCUUCCCUUCCUCCCCUUCCUCCUACUACCAUCCCUCCCACAACAAUUAGUAUUACAACUCCUACCCCUCCUCCAACAACCCCUCCUCCUCCUCCUACUACUACUACCACUGAGGCAACUACACCCUCCACAGUUCCUGUGCUGGUCACCACCAAGCGAGUUGAUCAGAAUGUCUUGGUAACCCCUCGGUGGGAGAUCUGGAGUCUGACGGUGGUCGCCAACAGUUACUACGCGGACGUCAACUGGAGUCACAACUUCCCAGCUGACAGCAAGUUUACUCUAGAGGUCACUCUGGACUUCAACAAAACAGUGGCAGUUGAAAAGGAGAAACAGCCGCCCGUUAAUCUGAAGGCUCUGAUCGCUGGUGAAAUGUACCAUCUGAGGGUUUACUCCCAAGAGCUCAACAGCGUCAGCAAAUCUGUCACCUUUCAAACUAAAGCAGCUCACAUAGACCAGGUAGACAUAGCCACUCAGGGCUGGUUCAUUGGCUUGAUGUGUGCCAUUGCCCUCAUUAUACUGAUCCUCCUCAUUGUCUGCUUCAUCAAGAGGAGUCGAGGAGGCAAAUACCCAAGUUCCGGCUUCUUGACUGGUUUCACAAAAUACCUCGUUCGUGACAAAAAAGAUCUUCCCCUGGAUCCAGUGGAUCAGAAAGAUCAGGAUGGAUCCUUUGAUUACCAAAAUGGUUCAUCUGUCCGCGACAGGAACGAAAAUGAAAACAGCAGCGACGAGGACAACAAGCCUCUGCAGGGCAGCCAGACUUCGCUGGACGGCAACGUGAAGGAGAGCGACGACAGCCUCGUGGACUACGGCGAAGGCGGCGACGGCCAGUUCAACGAGGACGGCUCCUUCAUCGGCCAGUACACAGUGAAGAAGGACAAGGACGAGACGGAGGGAAACGAGAGCUCCGAGGCCACCUCUCCUGUCAAUGCCAUCUACUCGCUGGCGUAGCGGAGCGGCGCCGCUGCAGGACUGCCCAACGUCCCUCCGAUUCCCAUUAGGCACCUCACCGUACACAAGACACACACUUGAUUAUACGAGUAUCUAACACACGGUACACGCAGAAACGCAGGAGGCUCUGUCUGGAGACUAAACAGGCUCUCCUCCAUAGAGAUAAAGACGAGGAACAUGGGGGGGGUGGGGUAAUCUUAGACCACAAGCCUUUAAUUUUCCAUUUCUUGGCUCUGAUUACAUGAUCCGUCGGAGGCAAUCGUUGGACGGAGAGGAGAAGUUGUCUCCGGAGCGCCCCCCUUCUGCUCUUCACCCAUGCAAAACUUUGACGUGUGCCUUCAGUGGCGGCUUUGGAUGCAUCAGCAAGCAGUCUUGGUUUCUUUCGUUGGGUUUUCUGUCUCCCCCCAUCAUUUUGCCGCUGCUCUGCCUGAGAUGCUCCUCUGAAUCUGAAUCCCUGAGUCCACUCUGACCCCAUCCUGUGACAUAUCAGCCUCUCACCAUUAAUCUGAACAGGAUGCUGGCAGAUAUGUUUAUCAUAUUGAUACUUACUGCGCAGUGAACGAUUUUCUUUUCUUCUUUUUUUUGUUUUCCACAGCUGGUAGAUGAUGUAUUGAAUCCUAAUAAAUGCUGUACACAGUCCUGGCACACAUUUUAGUGCCCCUUGAAACUAUGCACAACCUCCAUAACAUUUUGAGUUUAAUCUGGUUGAUAAAAACAUAACGUUAGGUUUGUGUUAGCCAUCUUAAAUCUGAAAUCGCGUGUUUUUAUCGACAUGUUCGUCUCCAAUGUUCAAUCCAACCUUUUAAUGUACGUAAAAAAGAGAGAGAGAGAGAACCCAGCAUCUGCACAGGCUUCAGCCCUUCUUACAUUCUACUGUAAAAAAAAAAAAAAAAAAAAAAAAAAAACCCAUCUUUUGAAUAAUAA